Labeo rohita (rohu) is the source of this 1769-nucleotide messenger RNA. It is a transcript of the gene riok2, whose product is annotated as RIO kinase 2 (yeast). Gene Ontology annotation, biological process: protein phosphorylation; maturation of SSU-rRNA. Bases 122 to 1684 code for a protein of 520 amino acids. Lineage: Eukaryota; Metazoa; Chordata; Actinopteri; Cypriniformes; Cyprinidae. The transcript has 10 exons. The record is from RefSeq and is a predicted model, not a curated record. Gene Ontology annotation, molecular function: ATP binding; protein serine/threonine kinase activity. Gene Ontology annotation, cellular component: nucleus; preribosome, small subunit precursor; cytosol.
ACGUCAGAUUACUGCGCUUUUCCGGUUUGAACAUGUGGAACGGCUAGUUGAAGUAAUCACGCUUUGCAAUAACAUUUGCAAAAAAGAAAUCUUAAAAUUAGGAAACAAAGGGUUUGCAAAUAUGGGGAAAUUAAACGUCGUUAUCUUGAGGUAUCUGUCCAGGGAUGAUUUUAGAGUCCUCACAGCGGUGGAAAUGGGCAUGAAGAACCACGAGAUCGUCCCAGUAAGUCUGAUUGCGUCUAUUGCCAGUCUCAAACAUGGAGGAUGCAACAAGGUUUUACGGGAGCUGGUCAAACACAAGCUACUGGCCUAUGAACGCAGCAAAACUGUGCAGGGGUAUCGACUGAAUUACGGUGGCUAUGAUUACCUGGCACUGAAGACACUUUCAUCCAGGGAUGUGAUUUUGUCAGUUGGAAACCAGAUGGGAGUCGGCAAAGAGUCAGAUAUUUACAUUGUUGCAAAUUCUGAGGGAGAACAGUUUGCUAUGAAACUUCACAGACUGGGUAGGACAUCUUUCAGGAACCUGAAGAACAAGAGAGAUUACCACAAGCACAGACACAAGAUGUCAUGGCUGUACCUGUCCCGGCUCUCUGCCAUGAAAGAGUUUGCAUACAUGAAGGCAUUAUAUGAUCGAGGGUUUCCUGUUCCAAAGCCAGUGGACUACAACAGGCAUGCUGUGGUUAUGGAGCUCAUUAAUGGUUACCCGCUGUGUCAGGUUCGAGAAAUUCAAGACCCUGCUGCAUUGUACAAUGAAAUCAUGGAGCUAAUAGUCAAACUUGCCAAUCAUGGCCUGAUCCAUGGAGACUUCAAUGAAUUUAACCUGAUGCUUGAUGACAACGACCACGUCACAAUGAUUGACUUCCCUCAGAUGGUCUCCACCUCACAUAUAAAUGCAGAAUGGUACUUUGAUCGGGAUGUCAAGUGUGUUAGAGAUUUUUUCAUUAAAAGAUUCAACUAUGAAAGUGAACUCUAUCCAACAUUCAAAGACAUCAGAAGAGCCUGCUCGCUCGAUGUGGAGAUCUCAGCUAGUGGCUACACCAAAGAGCUACAGCAGGACGACCGUUUGCUCCACCCUGAAGGUCCAGAGGGUGAGGAACUCAGUGAAGACGAGGAUGAUGACGACAUUGCAGAGUCUGCUGACGACGCACAUCAGGCAGCCUCAGAGGACCCUAUCAGCAUGGAGGAAUAUAAACAUGCCAUGCUUGAGCUGGAAGGACUAAAAAUUAGUAAGGAGAGUCCAACAGAAGAAAGCGACACAGAGGAACACGAGGGAGCGCGAUGUGAAGAAGAGAUCCCCUCAGAGGACAUUCAGAAAGAAACUGUUUCUGACAUUUCCAAAGACUUAGAGAGGGAAGAGGAGAAUGAGGUGGAGGAUGAGUGCCCUGAUUUGGUUGAUCUGUCUGCAUCCAACAAAGAGUUCAGGCCUUUCAGAGACCACAUGAGCCUUGAGACAGAACACAGGAGGAGAACAACCAGUGAGAUGAGCAUCGGAAGUGUUGGCAGUUGUUCUACCAUACCACCAGAGGUCAUCAGGCAGAAAGUGAAGAAACAGCUUACGAAACAGCAGAAGGCCGCUCAGAGAAAACGUCUACAGAAGGGUGAAGCCAACCUGGUGACCAAGGAGAGGAGAGAAAAUCUUAACAAUAUCAAGAGCAGUUUGGAGUCAGCUGACUUUUGGGGCUGAGGAUGGCCCUGAAAUCUUUUGGUGACGUGGCUUCAGGACUUUUUUUUUUCCAGUGCUUAUGUAUCUAUGAAAUUUAAUAAUAAAA